GAUGAAUCUGUAGAUACCAAGGUAUCCGUAGAUGCGGCGUUUGCAACAAGUCUUAUCCGGGAAUGUGGGUCACGCAACCUAGCGCAACCACUGAACCACAGCUUAAGCCGAGGGCUCAGACUAAAAAUUUUAGAACAUCCACUGCGGGAAAAGGUACCUUCGUCCGUCUUCGUUAGCCUUGUAAAUGCCUUACUUUUUUUUUUUUAUUCCGGGCCAUCGAAUAUUUUCCGUACCUUUCUAACAACCUAACAACUACUCCUCAUGGUCCGUCUACCCUACUACAUACUAAUAAGUACCUAAGCUUUGUGAAAGAUCCAUUUAGUAGUACUUCGUCGGGAACAUUCCCUUCCUGUAUGCUACCUUAAAUGUGUGGCAUUUGCACCGUGCGACCGCACACGACCUCUCCGGCUUCAGUACAAAUUCCAUAGACACCGCGCAUGGCCGAUUCAGAUCUGAACAAUGCCAUUCGUGAUGACGCCCCGCCGGGUGAAGAUUCGAUUCUCUCGUCUCGAGGACUCGAGGCCUUCACAAGAAAGGUGACGACAACCGCGAGCCAUUUGGUAGGGCCCGGGUCUGAUCAGGCUGGGAAUCACUACCACAACGCUAUGGCUCAAGUCCAUAAGCAGCUGAGGAAGCCCGGCAUCCAAAGAGGCAUGUUCACCAUGGCUCGAACAACGCCGACCGACUUGGUUCGCUCCAAGUUCUCUACUACCGAAAUCCAAUCCCGCGCUUUAGCAUACCUGCCUGACGACAUGCUCAAAAACAUACCUGAAAAUGAAAACUCCUAUUCAUUAUUUCAAGGCUUUCAAGCGACUUUUCCCGAGUUAUCACAAGAGGGCAAAAAGCACAGGAGAAAAGUCUCGAGAGGGCGAAAAAUGCUAGAAGACAGCCCAACAACCCCAGAUAACCCCAACCACCUUAACAAGCUUAAGAAAGAAAGGUCUUCGCUUAUGCAUGAGCUUGAGAUGCUUAGCAUUCGAAAGAACAUGGCAAGCUGCGAGAUCCGCGAGAUUGAUAAUAAGAUAGCCAAUCUAGCUGGCAUGAGGCGCAUCAUCCUCGAGAGGCUAGCAGGUCUAGAACAGGAAGAAGCGCUUUUGGAACAUGAUAUUGUGGAUAUGGAGAGUCGGAUAGAAGACGCUCAAAUCCUUUUUGACGAAGCGGAGUCGAUAGCUGCUGCUGUUGACACACCAAACAAAUCAGACGAUGACGACUUAGUAACGGAUCAAGAUGCAGAUGAAUUUAUGUCAAAAUCUAUAUACGAAAAGCUUCCUUCGAAUACUCCCUCCAAGAAGAAGCACAAGACGACGAAACGAAAAUCAAUGCCUAUAUUGCACGAACACUUCGAACCAGGUUUUAUGAUACGGGAAAUCAAGGCCCACGCUGAUAAUAUCACGACGUUAGACUUUGAUGUUCCUUUCGGCACUCUGGUUACUGCUUCUAUGGAUGACUUGGUUAAAGUGUGGGAUCUAAAUGCUGGACGUUGUAUUGGAUUGCUUGAAGGCCAUACCGCCUCGGUGCGGGCACUGCAAGUAGAAGACAACAUUCUUGCUACAGGUUCUAUGGAUGCUACUAUCCGAUUAUGGGACUUGAGCAAGGCGCAUUAUGACCCGCAAGGUAGCCAAUUUGGCAAAGACGACGAAGAGGACGACGGUAUGGCUUUUGAGAAUCCCGAUGAUCAACCAGUAGACCCCCCCGAGGGCAGCAUGGCGGAUUGUCCCCUUUUUACUCUGGAAGCCCAUAUGGAUGAGAUUACUACUCUGCACUUCCGGGGCAAUACCCUCGUCUCUGGAUCAGCGGAUAAGACACUCCGUCAAUGGGAUCUGGUUAAAGGGCGAUGCGUACAAACACUCGAUGUCAUGUGGGCAGCAGCUCAGGCUUCCGUUUCUAUCGGUACAGGCGAAGGCACUUGGAGACAAACCGGCCGACCACCCACAGCGUCAGCUGAUUUCGUGGGUGCGCUGCAAGUCUUCGAGUCCGCUCUAGCCUGUGGUACCGCCGAUGGCAUGGUUAGACUAUGGGAUUUGAGAAGCGGACAAGUUCACCGCAGCCUCGUUGGACACACUGGACCGGUGACAUGCUUGCAAUUCGACGACGUACAUCUUGUGACGGGUAGUCUGGACCGAAGCAUAAGAAUUUGGGACCUGCGUACGGGUUCCAUAUUUGAUGCUUACGCGUACGACAACCCAGUCACGAGCAUGAUGUUCGACAACCGGCGCAUCGUAAGUGCGGCGGGUGAGGACGUGGUUAAGAUUUACGACAAGAUGGAGUCGCGGCAGUGGGACUGCGGCGCGGGUAUAACCGAAGCGGAUAGCGGACCGGCACCGGCUAUUGUGGAGCGCGUUCGCAUCAAGGAUGGCUACCUGGUCGAGGGACGCCGCGACGGACAUGUAGGCGCUUGGGCGUGUUAAGCUCCUCGAGACUUGCACUAAUAAGUGCGUGCCUUACGUAUAUGUACAUAUGUCAAAAUUUUGCAAUGGGAAUACCUAAGCCAAUGUCGCUAUGCCAAGCAAUAACUUUUAGAGUGGAUUAGGUGAAAUAUGUUUGUGCUUGAAUUGUCUCACCCGCUUUUUUUUAAUAGUAUAUUAGCGUACCUGUUGAAGAUCUGGAAACUGUUAUCCAGUCUCGGC
This is a messenger RNA of Daldinia caldariorum, 2627 nucleotides long. RefSeq names its product mitochondrial division protein 1. Gene Ontology annotation, molecular function: protein binding. Gene Ontology annotation, cellular component: nucleus; transcription repressor complex. Gene Ontology annotation, biological process: negative regulation of transcription by RNA polymerase II. The transcript is spliced from 4 exons. Bases 438 to 2408 code for a protein of 656 amino acids. The record is from RefSeq and is a predicted model, not a curated record. Lineage: Eukaryota; Fungi; Ascomycota; Sordariomycetes; Xylariales; Hypoxylaceae.